GCGCGCAGCCGCGGCCGCUGGGGUUGCCUCCCUCAACUGCGGUCGCGGGCGCUCGCGACUCCGCGCCUCAGGAGGGAGCGGCCGGAGGGCCCGCAUCCUGUCCGUGGGGUUCGAGGCUGGGCUGCCGCGGCCGCCUCCUUCUGGUGCCUGGGCCGCCCUGAGGAGCCGGGCCGGGGCACGGCUGACUGACCGGCCCCGGGGAGCCGAGACCGCUGGAGGCGAAGGCGGAGGCGCACGUCUGGCGGUCUCCUGGACCGGGAGGAGGCCGAGGGGACCAUGUCCGGGAGGAACCUCCACCUCUCCACCACCGAACGCGUCAUCAAAGCUGUCCCUUUUCCUCCAACACAGCGGCUUACUUUGAAGGAAGUAUUUGAGAAUGGGAAACCUAAAAUUGAUGUUUUGAAAAACCAUUUGGUGAAGGAAGGGCGACUGGAAGAGGAAGUAGCCUUAAAGAUAAUCAAUGAUGGGGCUGCCAUCCUGAGACAAGAGAAGACUAUGAUAGAAGUAGAUGCUCCAAUCACAGUAUGUGGUGACAUUCAUGGACAGUUUUUUGACCUGAUGAAGUUGUUUGAAGUUGGAGGAUCACCUAGUAAUACACGCUACCUCUUUCUGGGUGACUAUGUGGACAGAGGCUAUUUCAGUAUAGAGUGUGUGCUGUUUUUAUGGAGUUUAAAGAUUAAUCAUCCCAAAACAUUGUUUCUGCUUCGAGGAAAUCAUGAAUGCAGGCAUCUUACAGAAUAUUUCACCUUCAAACAGGAAUGUCGAAUCAAAUAUUCUGAACAGGUGUAUGAUGCGUGUAUGGAAACAUUUGACUGUCUUCCUCUUGCUGCCCUCUUAAACCAGCAGUUUCUGUGUGUACAUGGAGGAAUGUCACCUGAAAUUACUUGUUUAGAUGACAUUCGGAAAUUAGACAGGUUUAAAGAACCUCCAGCCUUUGGGCCAGUGUGUGACCUGCUUUGGUCUGAUCCCUCAGAGGAUUAUGGCAAUGAAAAGACCUUGGAACACUAUACCCACAACACGGUCCGAGGGUGCUCUUAUUUUUACAGUUACCCUGCAGUUUGUGAAUUUUUGCAGAACAAUAAUCUGUUAUCAAUAAUCAGAGCCCAUGAAGCCCAAGAUGCUGGGUAUCGAAUGUACAGGAAGAGCCAAACGACAGGCUUUCCAUCACUCAUUACUAUUUUCUCUGCCCCCAAUUACCUAGAUGUCUAUAACAAUAAAGCUGCUGUGUUAAAAUAUGAAAACAAUGUCAUGAAUAUCAGGCAGUUUAACUGUUCUCCACACCCAUACUGGCUUCCAAACUUUAUGGAUGUUUUCACGUGGUCUUUGCCUUUUGUUGGGGAAAAAGUCACAGAGAUGCUGGUUAACAUUCUCAACAUAUGCUCUGAUGAUGAAUUGAUUUCCGAUGAUGAAAUUGAAGGAGGCACUACAGUUCGAAAGGAGAUCAUCAAGAAUAAAAUCAGAGCCAUUGGGAAGAUGGCACGGGUCUUUUCAAUUCUUCGGGAAGAGAGUGAGAGUGUGCUGACUCUCAAGGGCCUGACUCCUACAGGUACACUCCCUUUGGGUGUACUCUCAGGAGGAAAGCAGACUAUUGAGACAGCCAUCAGAGGGUUUUCGCUUCAGCACAGGAUCCGGAGUUUUGAAGAAGCCCGAGGUCUGGACCGAAUUAAUGAGCGGAUGCCACCCCGCAAAGAUAGCCAGUACUUUGAUGGGCCGGUGAAAUUAGUCCAACCAAAUGCUGCGCACAGGAGUGACAAGGGGAGAAGAGCCAGUAAUGACUCAGAGCCCUGCUGUGGCACAGGUGGAUCCAAGACUUAACAAUCAAUUUUAUUUAUUUAUUAUUGGAAAACAAAACAAAAACAACUGAAACAACUUAAACCUGGAGGUGCAUUCAUAAUACACUCUGCAUUUACUCUGUAAGAAAGGUGACCAUUUUAUAAAUUCUUUUAAUUUAUGUUUAAUAUAUACAUAAAAAGUGAAUGUGUUUUGUUUUUCCUUUUUUCCCCCCCCUAAUUUUUAGGAACUGAUCUGAUUGUCUGAUACAUAGUGAAGUCUUGUGCUAUAAAGGGGACCUUCCCCCUAAUAAAAGGGCCUUGGAAACCUCUACCCUGGGUUUCUGACUUGAACUAGCCAGCCUUUUCUCUUGUUUUUGGAGGGUAAUAUCUUUAAUUUCAGACUAAUCAUUUUUCAAACACAAAAGGGUUUUUUCUUUUCUAUUUUUUUUUUUCCUUUCUACAGGGUACCAUUGAAGAUCUCUUAGAUUUCAGUGGCUAAAACUUCUCUUCUUAUGGAAAACUUGAUUAUAGUAGAACUCCUAAGUGAAUAACCCAAACCCAGUGAUUUUAAGGGCCAAGGGAAAUGUUUUCCAUGAUAACCUACUUUCUUCUGGACUCUCAAUUACUCAAUGUAUUCUAGUAUGGCGAAAUAAAAAAUAAUGAGGGAUUUUCGUAGAAUUACUUAAAAUUUGUUCAUCUAACCGUGGGCAUGAUUGGUUUAAACUUCCCUUAGAACUUUGGAGGUUUCUUAACUGUUGCCAGAUCCUUUUGCUUUUUUUUUUUUUUUUUUUUAAUUUUUUGCGGUACGCGGGCCUCUCACUGCUGUGGCCUCUCCCGUUGCGGAGCACAGGCUCCGGACGCGCAGGCUCAGCGGCCAUGGCUCACGGGCCCAGCCGCUCCGCGGCAUGUGGGAUCUUCCCGGACCGGGGCACGAACCCGUGUACCCUGCAUCGGCAGGCGGACUCUCAACCACCACGCCACCAGGGAAGCACCCUUGCUUUUAUUUUUGAACACUAGGUGAUUUACCCCAUCUGCAAAGGAAGCGACAUUUCUAAAUAUAAAUGCCCUCUGUAGAGCCUUCGAUGGUAGGAAGUGUUUAUGCCCUUCUGUGUUACUGCAUCAGCUCUCACAUCUAUCCUCCCUGUCGUCCAUCUGUUUUUCUGUGUCAGCAUUUUUGAAACCAACAGGGGUAAUGGAAACUGACUAGGUUAAAAUGGUCCCCCUGUGAACUGGAAGUCUUGCUAAAGGGCAUUGGAUGAGUGAGGAUUUCCUGUCUAUCAAUUACUGGAAUGUUCCUCCAUGUUUCAACACUCAUUAUAUUGAACUGUGUGUCGGUCUCUGUCAGCGUAUUUUGGAAUACAAAAACAAGUGAUCAAAUACAAGGUUUGAAUAAUCUUUCCUUAGUUUUUCAAGUCACAGCCAACUAGUGAAGGAAAUUUCAGGGAUCCUUAGGCUCCCAUUUUUGGUUUAGCCUGAUGACAGGUGCCAUGUCAUAAUACUCAUUGGUCAGCCUGUAGUGAAAGUGCAUGUCUGGGCCACACUACAUCAAACUGCAUAUUUGUGGAAUUCCUUAAUGUCAUUUGGGAUAUAGGAGUCCAGCAUUAAAGCAAGUAUCCCAGACAGUAGUACUUUAUGUUUGGAGCUUCAAGAACACCAGAAACCUUUUUUCAAAAAACAUAAUUUCAGGGAAUUCCCUGGCAGUCCAGUGGUUAGGACUCUAGGCUUUCACUGCUGAGGGCCCAGGUUCAGUCCCUGGUCGGGGAACUAGGAUCCCACAAGCCGUGUGGCACGGUUCAAAACAAAACAUAAUUUCAUUAGAAGAAUGAGGAUUUAGCCCAUCUAUCUGUUUUUCCUAUGCCUUGCUAACAGUUCCCAAUUUGUUUAUGACAGAGAUCAAAGCACUUUGGAGAUUGGAAUCUGGUGGCGUAGAGUGCUCUGUUAACAAAAAAGAUAGGAAGGAUAUUGGGAAGGAGAUAAAAGAUCUCUUACUGGGUUGUGAGUAAAAUCUUUGAAAGAGGAGAGAAAGAGUCUCCAGUAGCUGUCUUUACUGAUCAUCAUUUCUUUAUAAUCAAAGAGGAAUUCAUCACCUGGAUAUCCUCAUACUCCUCCCUCCCCCAAUCCCAAUAGGGAAAGAGCCACUGUUUUGGAAAUCUCACCUAAUGUGACAGUCAGUUCACAGGACAGGUUUGAUAGAUGGGAGUCCCUGAUUCCUUUCUCUUUUCCAUUGAGGCUAUUGUUAUACACACACAGUCCACAGGUAGAAACCGUGGACUUCAAUCUUAAGGACUUCAAUCAGCAGGCAAGUAGUGAAAUAGUUACUACAAAUCCUUAUAAGCAAAAAAUAGUAUUAGGAAAAAAAAAAAAAAGACAAUUACUUAGGAAGGUCUUCAUUUUCUUCCCAAAAUGAAGUAGUACGAUAAAGCAAUUUUCCUUGACAGAGCCAUGUGAAAAGAUGUAUUUUACAGGUAACUUUUGAGCUGUUGAAGGUUCAGCCGGAGUAGAGAGUUAAGUGGUCACGAUUCAAGAAAAUUGGAGGGGGUUUAAAAGAGCAUAGCAGCAGCUCUGGAAGGAAGUUAGGUUUGAAGAUCCUGUUGAAUUCUAAAGGUAAAGGCAUUUCUUAUGUUCUGUAGAAAGCUGGGGUGUGUAUUUCAGCACUUUAGAAAGUUGUGUGGUGAGUGUGUCUGUCUGGUAUAAGUAGCUUUUUUUUUUUUUAAUUUAUUUAUUUAUUUAUUUAUUUUUGGCUGCGUUGGGUCUUGGUUGCUGCGCCUGGGCUCUCUCUAGUUGCGGUGAGCGGGGGCCACUCUUCGUUGCGGUGCGCAGGCUUCUCACUGCGGUGGCUUCUCUUGUUGUGGAGCACGGGCUCUAGGCGCGCGGGCUUCAGUAUUUGUGGCACGCAGGCUCAGUAGUUGUGGCACGCGGGCUCUAGAGCGCAGGCUCAGUAGUUGUGGCUCACAUGCUUAGUUGCUCCACGUCAUGUGGGAUAUUCCCGGACCAGGGCUCGAACGCGUGUCCCCUGUAUUGGCAGGCAGAUUCUUAUCCACUGCCCCACCAGGGAAGUCCUACAAGUAGCUUCUUAAAGCCAGACCAGCAGGCAGUGCACCUAUAUAUGCAUUUGUACCUGUGAUUCAAGACAGUUUAGAAGGCAUAAACCGGUGCUUCCCUGGUGGCGCAGUGGUUAAGAAUCCUCCUGCCAAUGCAGGGGACACGCGUUUGAGCCCUGGUCCAGGAAGAUCCCACAUGCCGCGGAGCAACUAAGCCCGUGCGCCACAACUACCGAGCCUGCACUCUACAGCCCAUGAGCCACAACUACUGAGCCCACGUGCCACAACGACUGAAGCCUGCGCACCUAGAGCCUGUGCUCCGCAACAAGAGAAGCCACCACAAUGAGAGAAGCCCGCGCACCACAAUGAAGAGUAGCCCCCGCUCGCUGCAACUAGAGAAAGCCUGUGCGCAGCAACGAAGACCCAAUGCAGCCAAAAAUAAAUAAUUAAAAUAGAUAAAUUUUUUUAAAAGGUAAAAAUAAAUAGAUAAUAAUAGAAGGCGUGAACCUUAGGAAUAUAUUGAUAUAACAGCACUUGUUCUUCCCUUUAGACUUCAUUGGAGGGUUUUAACAUUUUUUAAUGUUUUAAUCUGAAUAGUAGCUCCCGAGAUGGCUGGUGGCCUGCCCUGAGUUUGCCAUAAAACUGCCUGGGGCCUGAUAGUCUGACUGGGGCCAUCAUUUCAAACAAACAUUUUGACUGCUGUCAGCGCUCUGUGGUGUUGCUGUUUUCAAAGCCUCUUCUGUUUUUACUAAAUCUUCCCCCUUGAAUGUUCUAAAGAUACUAAAAAUACUUUUCUCUUGUUCUCCUUCACUUUAAAGUCCACAGAGACGUUAUUCAACUUCUCUCAUGGGGGUUGGGGGGACGCAUCAGAGGGCUCCUUUGUAAACUUUUCUGAAAUACCAGUUUAGAAAUGACACUUCCCGAAGACCAGUUUUCCCAAUUUUGUUUACAUCCACGUCAUAUGAAGUUACAAAUUGAUCAGAUGACAGUUCUUGUUAAUAAAAAUUUUAGAACUCAUCUAAUACAAGUUCAAAACAUACAUCUUUUUUUAAUCUCUGUGUUCUGAAUAUUUAGAGAAAAAGUAAAAGAAUAAGCCGCGUGUGUGUGCAUGUGCGUGUGUGUGUAGUGUGUGUGAGAGAGAGAGAGAGAGACGGAAUGCUAAAACAAAAGCAGCCUGUUUUCUUUAAAACCUCAAGGUAACACUUAGGUUAUGGGUACAGACAUUGCUGAUUCGCUGGCCUUUUUUGACUAGAUAUUGACCAGCAGGGUGAAAAUGGCUUAUGGAUGGGUAUGAUGUGGCUUCUUGCCUAGGGAUAGAAGAAUCAGACUCUCCAGGAAUAUCAGUAUUUUUCAUACCCUUUUAUCUAUAUUUACCUUGCCUUUUCUGUUCCUACAGAACAUUUGCAGUUCCAUGAAUCAAGUUUUUCUCAAUAGCAAAGAUUUGCUUUCUUAUCCUGAUAACAGGAUAACUGACUUCGUGACACUAUUCAGAAUAGGAAAAGGAAAGCUCUUAAUUGUUUUGUAAACAGAUUAUUAUUAUUUAAUGUCAUUAUGGAGCAAGGGUGGGAUUUCUUCAAAUUGGAUAACUUGGGGCCUUGGCAUUGUCCCUUAGAUCCUCUUCUGAGUAAUUUUAAAACACAAAGUUUGGGACUUCCCUGGUGGUCCAGUGGUUAAGACUCCACACUUCCAACACAGGGGACGUGGGUUCGAUCCCUGGUCGGGGAACUAAGAUCCCACAUGCCUUGGGGUGCGGCCAAAAGAUUAAAAAACAAAACAAAGUUUGAGGCAGCUGCUCUCUGUAAGAAAAAUAUUGCAAACCAUGCCUACAUGAGAUACAGCCAGACUUACUGCUCAUGGUCAUUACUCAAUAGUCCCUCUAGCCUCUUGGAGUAAGUAAGGCUGAAAUCUGUUCCCUCUACCCUCCCUUGUUUUAUGUAAAUAUUGUAGCUGAUCUCCAGAAGUUUUGACUGUACCAUAUCUAGAAAUACAAAACUCAAGCUCUUGAGAGUUACGUUCAUCCUGACCAAUCUGGGUGACCAGUUAGUUAAAAUGGUUUAGGAAGAGCUUGUACCAGAUUGACUGAUUCAUAGUUUUUCUUUGUAUUAAUUUUCAGGGUUUUUCCUCCAGUUUUUGUAUUGAAAAUUACUUUCGUACCCAGAAAGACUUGUUGAGAUAUCAUUCUAGAAUCUCCGAUAUUUAUUAUAGUUGUUAUAGUAACAGUGGAACCCAAGUGUUUUUCAAAGCAUUAUUCAGCUUUCCCUACCCUGGGAGAAAAGACUUCAGAGGGAGCGUGAACCCAGAGCCCCAGUUGUGGGAAUGAGGCUCCAAUUUCCUAAAUCACUUGUGGUUAUAAACAUGGAUACCACCUUGUCUGGCACCCAGGUCCAUAUCUUUUCUGAAAUCUGCUAUAGCAGAGAGUAAAGGGCAGUCUAGGGAGCCCAACAAUAGCUGGAGGAGGGUUUGGAUUACCUGGAGGACACCUCCGAAGCAUUGUAAUGCCACAGUCCCUCUUCAGCACUGCUGUGAUCAAACACUCAGAGGAAAGCCAUAAGAAAGGGCAGACGCGCAUAGAGCAAGUUGUGUAGUCGAAAAACGUGGUUGUUACUCUUAUCUUGAGUCCAGCAGAGAACUGCAUUCACAGUAGAGCUUUGUGCCACUGAUAGAGUGUGAAAGAGGAAACCUAUAUUACUCUGAGACUUGUGACCUGACCUGCCUAUGUCUAGCCAGCCAAAGUGAAUGGGGUCAGGGUUAGCUGCCUUCAUCUAUGCAGUCACAAAGGUAAAGAUGAUACUGGAGACUAUAUUCCCUCCCGGGCGGCCGUGGCCUCACGCCCCAUCAACCUUGGCAAGACUUGCUAAAUAACACCUUUGUCCAAGACGGGGUUAUGCAUCUUCUCGUCUUCUACACCCCCAUGACAAGCCGAGGUGGUUUAAGAUCAAGAAGUGAGGAGUGGAUGUGGAUCGUCCCUCUGAGCAGCUCUAAAGGAGGGCCACGUACGCUGCCUUCUUGUAAGUUCUUGCCCAAAUUCCCUUCACUCCCUUAACAUAGCUGUCUCCAAAUAACUUGUGUGUGUGUGUGUGUGUGUGUUCAUGUUAAAGUGAAGUGCAUGUAAUAAGAAGGAGCUCUACUGUACAUUUUGAUUUGUGGCAAUAAAGAUGUGGGUUUUGUCUGUCAAAGAAACUUUUUGAAGAUACCAUCAUGAAUGCCCCACUUUUCCUUUCUCAGUGUACUGUGACCAAUAGCUCUGUUUCCUAACAGAAAUGUCAGCAGGCAUUUUCCAAGAAAGGAUCCUGGUUUUGCUUCCUAAAUGAGGGGGUCAGACACAUGAGACUAGCUAGUGGUGUAAAUUUUUUAAGGCGUUUCUGAAUGAUGAAUUAUUUGCUUGUGCUUAGAGGUUACUGGCUUUUUCUUGUUUCAGUUAUGUUAAGGCAAAUGGUGGAAAUGUUAUUUAUUGGCAGAAAUCAUAAGUCUUUUUUGUGAACAAGAAAUGAAUUUGUUAAAACUUUCUUACUGUACAUUAGAAGUCAUCUUGAAAAAAAGAAGAAAUUAAAUGAUAACUUUAUUGGC
This is a messenger RNA of Globicephala melas (long-finned pilot whale), 8380 nucleotides long. RefSeq names its product protein phosphatase 3 catalytic subunit gamma (gene PPP3CC). Gene Ontology annotation, biological process: calcineurin-mediated signaling. Gene Ontology annotation, cellular component: cytoplasm; calcineurin complex. Gene Ontology annotation, molecular function: calmodulin-dependent protein phosphatase activity; calmodulin binding. The record is from RefSeq and is a predicted model, not a curated record. NCBI's taxonomy places the organism in Eukaryota, Metazoa, Chordata, Mammalia, Artiodactyla, Delphinidae.